This is a messenger RNA of Nicotiana attenuata, 1410 nucleotides long. RefSeq names its product protein WEAK CHLOROPLAST MOVEMENT UNDER BLUE LIGHT 1-like. The coding region runs from base 1 to 1410 and encodes 469 amino acids. The record is from RefSeq and is a predicted model, not a curated record. The transcript is spliced from 5 exons. Lineage: Eukaryota; Viridiplantae; Streptophyta; Magnoliopsida; Solanales; Solanaceae.
AUGACAAUGAUCAUGGAUGGAUUUGGUAACAGAGGAAUGACAGCUGAUGUUGUCACAGCCCUUCGCAUGUCUGGUAAUGUUGCACUUGACUUGGGCAAGACUCGAACCUUGCUUCAAAAAAGGAAAGCUAUAGGAGAAGGUUCUAAGAACGAGGAAGAGGGAGAUGAAGACACCGUGCCAAGAAACACAAAUGAAUCAACUCAGCAUCUCUUUGAGAGUGGCGAGCUCGGACCUGUUUUCGAUGAAGUUCCUCUUUCUUCAUUCGCACCUAUUUCUUCCAUUCCUUUGCCAACCGUAAGUGUUUCUUUGCCAGCAUUGACUACUUCUGUUCUUUCACCAGUUUUAAUUGCUUCUACUUCCAUUCCUAGGUCUACUUCUUCCGUUCUUGUUCCCACUCCUACGACUCCUGUGAAGCAUGACUAUGGGAGUGUCACACUCGAAAUCCCUGCUAAUCAAAGCCUCUUAAGAAAAUCUGGGAGAGCUGAUACUUGGCUCCAACCUCUUAUUGGAGAAAUUGAAAAGAAUAAGAUGCAAAGCCAUAGUUGUUACACUUUGAUGAAUGACAUAGUUCAUUCAACUUUGAAGGCUAAUCUUAUUGGGACUGAAUUGAUGGGGCGAGUUUCUACAUUGGAGAAAAAGGAACGAGAGUCUACAAGGGCUCUAUCUGAGGCUAGGAAAAUAGCUGAGGAUGCAUUAUUUGAGGCAGCAAACUGGAAAAAACAAUUUGAGAGUACCCAAGUGACUGUAGAAGAGUUGCGGGAGAGCAAGGCUCACUUGGAGCAACAAAAUCAUGGCUUAACUUCUGAAUUGGGAAUUGCGAAUGCUUCUUGGGGUCAGCUUAAAGAGGAUAAAGAGCUUCUGGAACGUUCUUUAUCUAGAGCCAAUGAUGAGAUUAAAGAGCUUAAAGCACUCAUGGAGAAGAAAGAAGAAUACGCAAAGGAGUUAGCUCAAAACUUAAGUCAUGCUCAUAAUGAUUUAAGAAUUUCUUCUGAUAGAAUCCGUGCCUUGGAAAGUUCUCAUGCCUCUCUUGAAGCUUCUCUGGAUUCUCAUUUAGCCGAGCACCAAAUAAUGAAAAAUGACCUUGCUAUGUGGGAAAAGGAAUACAAGGCUUUGGAGAAGGAAUAUAAUGCUCUUGAAGAAAAUUUCAACAUAGACGUGAGUUGGGCUUUUCUAAAUUCUCGACGUGAUGCUUUGAUGGAGGCUACACAGGAAAACUUUGACUUGCAAUCUGAGUUGGCCAAAGUCAUAGACACUAUCGAAAAAGGUCAACAACCUGCUGAUACUCCUUCUCCGGCACUUGGAACUAUUGACACCCCUUCUCCAGCACUUGAAGCUCCUGGAACAGAAGAGUGUUUAAACUCCGAAGCAGUUACUGAGGUACUUGAAGUUGACACAGUCCAUGGAAAUUGA